Meriones unguiculatus (Mongolian gerbil) is the source of this 2496-nucleotide messenger RNA. RefSeq names its product ankyrin repeat and SOCS box containing 14 (gene Asb14). The transcript has 9 exons. Gene Ontology annotation, cellular component: cytoplasm. Gene Ontology annotation, molecular function: protein binding. NCBI's taxonomy places the organism in Eukaryota, Metazoa, Chordata, Mammalia, Rodentia, Muridae. Gene Ontology annotation, biological process: intracellular signal transduction. The record is from RefSeq and is a predicted model, not a curated record. The coding region runs from base 57 to 1820 and encodes 587 amino acids.
CUGGAAAAAAUAUUUUAACUGCUUCUGACCUGAAAGUAAACCUAUCCAAGUUUCACAUGGAUAACUACAGCAGUGACGAGGACACAGAUGCUGACGUUGACACCCAACUCAUCAUCCAACAGAGUUUGCUGGACACUUACAAGCCAGGAGUAACUCCACACAGUCCAGAAGAUGAGAGAUCCCAUUCCAUUUUGAGUGACGAUUAUAAGAAGAUAGUUGAAGCAAUAGAGACAGGUAAGGAAGACGCGCUGGCACACUUAGCCAAGUACCAUUCUGCCUUUGCUGAAGCCGGCGGGAGUGGCUGGCUCCCUCUGCACAAGGCAGCAGCGCAGCUAAAUAAGAACAUCUUGGAGAUGGCCCUGAAUGCUUCCGAACCCAGCAUGUGGGAACAAACCACCCACAAUGGUGAAACACCCCUUUUUUUGGCUGUCAGCAGUAGCCUCCUAGAAAAUGCCUGUUUUCUCCUUCUCAAUGGCUGCGAUCCAAAUGCUAAGAAUUUUGAAGGCAAUUCUCCUCUUCUUACAGCUGUUCUGAAUGACUCCUACGACAUGGUCGCCUUGCUGAUCAGCCAUGGAGCAGACGUCAACCUGCGGUGUGCCAAUGAGAGGACAGCUCUCCAUGAGGCUGCCAAGCUAGGCAGAAGGGACAUGGUGAAGUUAAUGCUGGCCUCUGGAGCACAUCCAGAUGCACGGAGCUCCUAUGGAUUUACUCCUCUUGCCCUGGCUGCUCAAGGCGGACACACUGAAAUCAUGGAACUUCUACUGCAGAAAGGAGCUGAUGUUCAUAGUCAGGCCUCUGAUUCUUCCUCCAUUUUACUUGAAGCGGUUAGAGGAGGGAAUCCAGAUUCUGUGACUCUCUUGCUAGAGUAUGGAGCUGAUGCCAACAUUCCUAAAAGUUCAGGCCACCUGCCCAUUCACGUGGCAGCUGACAAAGGCCACUUCUUAGCUCUGAAGAUUCUGAUCCCAGUCACAGACAUUGCUGCCAUCAAGAGGAGUGGGAUCAGUCCAGUUCACUGCGCAGCGGCAGGGGCGCGCCCCGAGUGCCUGGAGCUUCUCAUUCAGGCUGGAUUUGAUGUGAAUUUCAUGCUAGAUCAGAGAAUCCGUAAACACUAUGAUGACCAAAGGAAGUCGGCUUUGUACUUUGCUGUUUCAAAUGGUGACCUCUCUUCAGUCAGGCUGCUUCUGGGCGCUGGAGCUCUACCCAAUCAAGACCCUGUCAACUGCCUACAGAUAGCUCUCAGGAUGGGCAACUAUGAGCUCAUUAGCCUGCUACUGAGGCACGGGGCCAAUGUCAAUUACUACUGCAGGGUUAAUCCUCUGCACUUCCCAUCAGCACUACAAUACACACUGAAAGAUGAAGUCAUGCUCAGGAUGCUGCUGAAUUAUGGGUACGACACCGAGCGAUGUUUUGAUUGUCCUCACGGGGAAAGGGUUCAUCAUCUUUGUACUUUUGAAGGCUGGACAUCGACAGUUAUUAAAGAUACUAUGUUCUGUGAAGUCAUAACUUUGUCAUGGCUACAGCAUCUCUCUGGGAAAGUUGUUCGAGUGAUGCUUGACUAUGUCGAUCAAGUGCAAAUCUGUUCCAAACUGAAAGCUGUGCUCGAAAAACAGAAGCUCUGGUCAGAAAUACAUUUUAUCUUGACAAACCCCCGUUCUCUCAAACAUUUGUGCCGCCUUAAGAUCCGGAAGUGUAUGGGACGGUUACGUUUGCGCUGCCCUGUCUUCAUGUCAUUUCUUCCACUGCCCAAUCGCCUGAAAACUUAUAUCCUUUACAAAGAAUACGACCUUUACGGACAGGAACAUGUUACAGGAAGCUGGUAACUGGGCAGCUCUGGAGGAAAAGGUAUACUCUGCAGCAUUUCGUUAACCACCUGCUUGUUGCUGAGUGACUUUUUCUUUUCUUAGUAACUACAAUCUCAGUAUGGUCGAUAUUGUUUAAGAAGUUGCUCUAGGUGGGAUAGCUCUCUAAAAGCCUUUCAGAAGCCCCUCAAAUAACACAGGUCAUUGCUCCUGCUCCUAACCCCCACUGUAAUCGACAGUGAGACGCUACUGCCAAAGCCAUCACACUCUGUGGUUGCAGGACAGAGAUCUCAGGAAAUGACCUGGAAGUUUCUUCCUCGCUGGCUAGCUUUCCUAGUGCUGGAGCUGCUAUGCAGACAACUGGACAGCGCUGGAGCCAGCGCUGUCUUAGCCGGGGGCUCUGCACAGCACAGUACUCAACUACCCCUGAAGUGCCCCUGCUUUACCAGUGGCAGCACUAUGGUGGGCUAAAUCAACUCUUCUCUGACUGGAUCCGAGACUCUCUCCACAGGAAGGAGUUUGUGCCUGUUGCAAGAGAUUGCUGCUGAUGUUUUAAAGCCCCAGGCUGCAGAGUUCAUAAGUCCCAGGAAGCUUGUGCUAAUUUGAACAUGUUGUCAAACUGCCUUUUAAGUAUGUUACACUCAUAAAUUAGUUAUCUCAGCUUUGGACAGGGAAAUCUCUUUUUUCCGUGGGUGUC